GAAUUGGGAUUUUACUUUUUACUUUAAUUACCCAGACCAAAGAAAAGGAAAAACAAAACAAAAGAGACUAAAACCCUAAUCCGCCCUCCAUUCGUCACUAUACCACCUCUGCAAGAUCCACGUGUUUUCAUAUCUUCGAUUGCAUGCAAUCAUGGUGUUGAUAAUUCAUCACUAUACGUCAAAACCCACACACUUUCUCUUCUUAUCUCCUCUUCUUCUACUUCUCUCCUCUGUUUCACUCUGUCUCAAGACGCACUGAGAAAGAACAUGGAUUUGAGGAAGUCCUUGUUGAACUUGGUGGUGCCUCCGGCGAGUAUGGUGAUGCUGGCCUGCGCGUGGCCUGCCUUGAUUUUCAUCAGGAGUUGUGAGUGGAUUUACGGUUACUUCAACAAUGAGAAUAUGGAAGAUAAGGUCGUGAUCAUCACUGGUGCUUCCUCUGGCAUGGGAGAGCAAAUCGCAUACGAAUAUGCAAAGAGGAAGGCAAAACUUGUAUUGGUUGCAAGGAGAGAUCAGAGACUUCGAUUGAUCAGCGAGAAUGCGAGUCUUCUGGGUGCAAAUCAUGUCAUGAUCGCCGCCGCAGAUGUGGUCAAGGAAAAUGAUUGCCGGAGCUUUGUUACCGAAACCAUAAACUACUAUGGUUCUGUGGAUCAUCUCGUGUUGACGACAAGUUUGGGGCACACAUUCUACAUUGAAGAAGUGACGGACACAUCUGUGUUCCCCCAUAUUCUGGAUAUAAAUUUUUGGGGAAAUGUCUAUCCAACUCUGGCUGCUCUUCCAUACCUACAUCAGAGCAAUGGUCGUAUCAUAGUUAACGCCUCAGUCGAGAACUGGUUACCUCUGCCGAGGAUGAGCUUAUAUGCUGCUGCAAAAGCGGCUCUAAUAAACUUUUACGAGUCGCUGAGAUCUGAGCUGAACGAUGAGGUGGGAAUAACAAUUGCGACGCACGGUUGGGUUGGAAUGGAAAUGAGUAGAGGCAAGUUCUUGCUUGAGGAGGGUGCAGAGAUGCAAUGGAAAGAAGAAAGAGAAGUACAUGUGAGCGGUGGACCGGUGGAGGAUUAUGCAAGGAUGAUCGUUGAUGCAGCUUGUCGUGGAGAGGCAUACGUAAAGUUUUCAAACUGGCAUGAUAUAUUCCCCCUUUACAGGGCCUUUGUACCGAACCUUCUGAACUGGACACUCCAGCUGCUGAUUGCACAAAAUGGUACAAGAAGAACCUCUUUGAUCGGCACGGGAAGGCCUCUUUUGGAGGGUGCCUCUCCAAGGAAACUCCUUGUAAGCCCUGCUAUUUCCCAUUACAGUCCCCAGCAGCAACAAAAAAUGGAAUGAAGAAGCCUUUGGCGAAUUAUUAAAGAGUCUUUGUAAUUUUUUAGUUAGCUUUGUUUUUGAGAAAUUGUGUUUUAUUGUAGAAUGCACUUUUGAGGGAUUUUAUUUGGCUUGUAAUGAGGUUGAGAAUAAGUGAAACCUAGGUUGACUAAUAUGAAUUAGUCAAACACAAAAACUUGUUCUUUGCACAUCCUAAAACAAUGUCAAACGAGUUUGU
Messenger RNA from Tripterygium wilfordii, 1537 nucleotides. Its product is annotated as 11-beta-hydroxysteroid dehydrogenase B-like. NCBI's taxonomy places the organism in Eukaryota, Viridiplantae, Streptophyta, Magnoliopsida, Celastrales, Celastraceae. Bases 268 to 1323 code for a protein of 351 amino acids. The record is from RefSeq and is a predicted model, not a curated record. The transcript has 6 exons. Gene Ontology annotation, molecular function: oxidoreductase activity.